Molecule: messenger RNA, 1386 nt
Organism: Penicillium malachiteum
Lineage: Eukaryota; Fungi; Ascomycota; Eurotiomycetes; Eurotiales; Aspergillaceae
Product: phosphoserine phosphatase SerB
Exons: 3
Coding region: 1-1386 (461 amino acids)
Biological process (GO): L-serine biosynthetic process; dephosphorylation
Cellular component (GO): cytoplasm
Molecular function (GO): magnesium ion binding; L-phosphoserine phosphatase activity
Source: RefSeq, a predicted model, not a curated record
AUGGCCGAUCCAAACGCCUCCCGCCAGCGACCCUCGCUAGGCCAAAUGCGCAGUAGCUCAUUCAUCCAAGACCACCAACAAUAUAAGCCCCCACCAGCAAUCAACCAGAACAUCGGCGAAGUGCUGGGUUCUCAACUCGACGAGAGCCUCACAAUCGCCAACCCUAUCCACCCAGACCCCGAACGAGUUCAUGACAGCGGUGUGAUCCACAGCAUCUUCAACCACCACACUAACCAGCUCGCAACCGGUACCCCGCGCAUCGUCGCAACUAUCUUCUACAAAUCCUCCAACCCCGUCCACCCGCAUUUCCACCCCGAUGCAGUCACCCAAGGCGAUAAGCUCCCUUCGCCUCGAGUCCCCGAGGGCUCAGCUCCGACAGAUGAUUUGGAGAAAAUCCCUCGCGAACCGCCCGUUCCGGAGCCAGAGCCUCUGGACCACAUCUACGGCCCUUACGUGUCGCAGUUGUGUCUGACCAACUUCUUACAGACUCUCGAGUCUCUGCCUACGCCUUACCAGCGCAUGAAUACCUCACACCGUUGUCUGGAUCGGGAUGCUCAUCCUCGCGUCGUGGAGGUUACUUUCUCCCCGCCGCCAGACCCAGCGUACCUCUCCUUCGAUGAUCUGCGCAAGCAUGAGAGUAUCUGGCGCUUUGAGCGCGAGUGGAACGUUGAGGUUGUUCUACAGAAGGAGAGUGUGUUCCGUCGACACAAGCGUCUGGCUGUGUUUGACAUGGACAGCACUCUUAUCGAGAACGAGGUUAUCGAUGAGAUUGCCAAGUUCAUUGGAGUGGAGAAGGAGGUUUCGGAAAUUACCGAGCGUGCGAUGAACGGCGAACUGGACUUCUCCGCAUCGCUAAAGGAGCGCGUUGGACUUCUGAAGGGCGUCCCAGCCGAUGUCUUCGACAAGCUCAAGUCCGUCAUCACUAUCGCCAAGGGCGCGCGAGAGCUUUGCGCUGCUUUGAAGGUCCUCGGAUUCAAGAUGGCCGUUCUGAGCGGUGGAUUCCAGCCUUUGGCUGAGUGGCUCGCCGGUCAACUCGGACUGGAUUAUGCGGUCGCAAACCAUCUCGAAAUCGAUCCGGAAACUCAAACUCUUACCGGUAGACUGGUCGAGAACAAGCCCAUUAUCGACGCUGCGCAGAAGCGCACUCUGCUUAAGUCCAUCGCUGCGGAGAACAAUAUCCCCCUUUCCCAGACACUGGCUGUCGGUGACGGGGCUAAUGAUCUCCUCAUGCUUCAUCAGGCCGGCCUUGGUGUCGCCUGGCGCGCUAAGCCUAAGGUUCAACUCGAGGCGCCAACCCGUAUCAACGGGGAGAGUCUCGUCGAUAUCCUCCAUCUACUUGGUUUGGAGAAAGAGGAUAUCGUUGAACUUUCUGAAAAGGCUCAAUGA